Messenger RNA from Psammomys obesus (fat sand rat), 1441 nucleotides. It is a transcript of the gene Tradd, whose product is annotated as TNFRSF1A associated via death domain. Gene Ontology annotation, molecular function: transmembrane receptor protein tyrosine kinase adaptor activity. The record is from RefSeq and is a predicted model, not a curated record. Lineage: Eukaryota; Metazoa; Chordata; Mammalia; Rodentia; Muridae. The transcript has 5 exons. Bases 74 to 1012 code for a protein of 312 amino acids. Gene Ontology annotation, biological process: extrinsic apoptotic signaling pathway; positive regulation of canonical NF-kappaB signal transduction. Gene Ontology annotation, cellular component: tumor necrosis factor receptor superfamily complex.
UGCGGCACCGCCCCUGCGUCUCCGCGCACACCCGGAAGCCGCGCGCGGCGGAGCCCGGCAGCCAGGGAGCGAGAUGGCCGCUGGGCAAAAUGGGCAGGAGGAGUGGGUGGGCAGUGCAUACCUGUUUUUGGAGUCUUCGCUGGACAAGGUGGUCCUGUCCGAAGCCUAUGCGGAUCCCAAGAAGAAGGUGGCACUAUACAAGGCUCUUCAGACUGCACUGUCAGAGAGUGAGAGUGCGGACAGCCCUGACAUGCUGGAGAUACUCAAGAUCCACUGCAGCGACCCGCAGCUCGUUGUGCAACUGCGAUUCUGCGGGCGCCUGCUGUGCGGCCGCUUCCUCAAAGCCUACCGCGAGGGGGCGCUGCGCACCGCGCUACAGAGGUCCAUCGCCUCCGCGCUCGCCCAGGAAGCGCUGCGGCUGCAGCUGGAGUUACGCGCUGGCGCGGAGCAGCUGGACACUUGGCUGACCGAUGAAGAACGAUGUUUGAAUUACAUCUUAGCUCAGAAGCCCGACAGGCUCCGGGAUGAGGAACUCGCGGAGCUGGAGGAUGAACUCUGCAAACUGACGUGUGACGGCAGUGGCCAGGGUGGAGCCCCACAGGUAGCUCCAGCCGCUUCGAAGUCCCUGGUUGCCUCUCUUAUCGAGGAGAAGUCACUGCCGGAGGCCCGCCAGACUUUUCUGUUUCAUGGGCAACUCGUAGUGAACCGGCCACUGAAUCUGCAAGACCAGCAGACGUUCGCGCGCUCGGUGGGCCUCAAGUGGCGCAGGGUGGGGCGCUCGCUGCAGCGCAGCUGUCGAGCGCUGAGGGAUCCUGCCCUCGACUCGCUGGCCUACGAGUACGAGCGCGACGGGCUGUACGAGCAGGCCUUCCAGCUGCUGCGCCGCUUCAAGCAAGCAGAGGGCCGCCGGGCCACGCUGCAGCGCCUGGUGGAGGCGCUGGAGGAGAACGAGCUCACCAGUCUAGCAGAGGAGCUGGUGGGCCAGGUGGAGCCCGAUGGUGGCCCGGCCUAGGUCUAGUACUGUGGGAAGGGUGGUCAACCAGCAGUUCAGGCAGUGUUUGGAAGCCACUGGUGGCUGUUGGGUUGCUGCUGCUGACUACUUUCCAUCCACUGGACUCAGAGAACACACACGCUCCCCACUUUGCUGAGAUGCUGGAGUGGGACUGACUGCCCUCCUCAGGAGCCAGGCAAGCACCCAUGGGGCCUCAGGGGUUUAUCACUGGCCCAGAUUCUUUGAUGGAGUGUCGAGGUCUUUACCCUCCCAUCCAAAAAGAGGCCUUCCUGCAAAAACUCACUGAGUACCUUCUGCAGAUGUCUAGAUGCCAUUCAAGGCGGUACAAAUACGCUGUUAAGAGCAGGAAGCACGGUUGCCCUGCCCUUGGCUCAUACUCAGCGUGGGACCGAAGCACUUUGCGAUGAUAAUAAAAAUGUAAUCCUUUUA